AUGGCGCCAUUACUCCGCCCCCGGUACACUCUUGCGAAGGAGAAGUUCUCUUCAUAUUUUGUGCCAUUGAAGAGUCAGCCAUAUAGUGAUGCGAGCGCUGCCUCUAGGGGAGGCGGUAGUCACCACAGCCUUCGCUCGAUCGCUUGGAACCCACUUGGCAGCCUUGUUGCGACGGGAGCUGCCGACAAGACUCUCCGAGUCUGGAAUCCCGAGAAACCAGCCGUCCGCUACUCGACUGAGCUGAAAGGCCAUUCGGCACCGAUAGAGAAGGUGGCAUUCAAUCCGGUCAAGGAUGCCGAGCUCUGCAGUCUGAGUAACGACGGCGCCGUCAAGUUCUGGGAUGUACGGACAAAGGCCUGCGUUAACGAGGUGAAGGGGCUAGGCCCCGCUAACUCUCUAGCCUGGGCCCCUGAUGGCAUGUCUCUAAUCGCUGGAAACAAGAAUGGCGAGCUCUUUCAGAUCUCACCGACACAGCCUAGCGUGGUUUCAACCCACCAACAGCCAGUUGAGACGAGCCAGAUGGCUUUUUGUUGGAGUGGACAAAAGAUCUUCCUCCCAACAAGAGAAGGAAAUGUGCGGAUUCUCUCGUACCCCGAGUUAGAACCUGUGCUCCACCAUAAUUUUGAGGUCGACCCGACGGAGUCGACCGAGUUCUUCCUCAAGGGACAUACAGCCCCGUGCGUGACAGCAGAGCUGUCACCGACGGGAAGAUAUCUGGCCACGGGAGGAGCUGACUCUGUCAUGGCUCUCUUUGACACCAAAGAUUGGAUCUGCCAGCGCACCGUCAGCAGCAUGGUAGGACCAGUCAAAAACAUAAGCUUUACCUUUGACGGAUGCUACGUGGUGGGUGGUUGCGAAGAAGGCGCUGGCUUGGAUGUGACGCAUACCGAGACGGGAGAGCUCGUCCACACAUUCAAGACGGCCGGGCCAUGUGAAGUAGUGGCGUGGGCCCCUACGAGAUACUGCCUGGCCUACAGUGACCUUGGUAUCCUGCGCAUCGUUGGAAUCGAUGCGGACAGGAUAUGA
Molecule: messenger RNA, 1026 nt
Organism: Lasiosphaeria miniovina
Lineage: Eukaryota; Fungi; Ascomycota; Sordariomycetes; Sordariales; Lasiosphaeriaceae
Product: WD40-repeat-containing domain protein
Exons: 5
Coding region: 1-1026 (341 amino acids)
Biological process (GO): mRNA export from nucleus
Cellular component (GO): THO complex part of transcription export complex
Molecular function (GO): protein binding
Source: RefSeq, a predicted model, not a curated record